This is a messenger RNA of Ostreococcus tauri, 1242 nucleotides long. Its product is annotated as Domain of unknown function DUF4093. Gene Ontology annotation, molecular function: ribonuclease M5 activity. The record is from RefSeq and is a predicted model, not a curated record. NCBI's taxonomy places the organism in Eukaryota, Viridiplantae, Chlorophyta, Mamiellophyceae, Mamiellales, Bathycoccaceae. The transcript has a single exon. Gene Ontology annotation, biological process: rRNA processing. The coding region runs from base 1 to 1242 and encodes 413 amino acids.
AUGGACCUCAACGCGAGCGCGGCGCCGAGGACCGCCAACCGUCCUCACUCCUCAGCGUACAUGCGCGCCUCGCUACAAUCGCCGCGUGCGCUCGUCCGCGCGCGCGUCGCGUCACGAAUACCGUCCAGAGCCUCACGCGUCGACCGCGCGAUCCAAUCGCGAGCUACGAGAGACGACGUCAACGACGACGAAGGAUUCUUCGUUCCGAAACGGCGUGAACGAAAAAGGUGGUCGACGGCCGAAAACGUCGACGCGGGCGACGCGAGCGCGGCGGCGAGGUCCACGACGUCCGACGCAACGACAUCGUCGACGUCGACGUCGUACGAGCGCGCGUAUGCGAGCGAAGAGGUUCUCAAAGAAGCCCGCGUCCAGCAGAGACGGAACGAGCGGGACGCGUACGUCGAGCGCGAGCGCGCGCGACGGGAGCGACGAGAGAAGUGUGAAUUAGUGAUCAUCGUAGAGGGCGGAGCGGACGUUCGUGCGGUGCGAUCUAGGGGUGGGUUCACGAGGGAACGAGCGAAGGUUCUGGCUAUUAGACAUCGAGGCGCGUUUCGGCGACGACCGAACGCGGACUGGGAGGUUCGCGACGAACGCAUGGAUGAGAUCGCGCGCUUGCGCGAAAAAUACGACGCACCGAUCGUCGUUCUGUUCGAUUGCGAUGCGGCGGGGCGGCAGCUCAGAAACGCGUUUCUAAAACGGUUCCCGGAGGCGUCGCACGCCUUUUUGGGCGCGCACGAGAGCUCGGCAAAGGAGGAUACGAAGUGGCACGCCGUGGGCAACGUCGGCGUCGAGCACGGUGAGGGCGAGGACAUCGCGCGCGCCAUAGCGAACGCGAGAAGAGCGGACCCGACGCGAUCGGUGUUCACGCGAGCGAAUUUACUUGAGUGGGGACUCGUGGCGGAUGACGCGCGAGCGGAUGAAACCUGGGCCGAGUUCGGAGGCGUUCGCGAGCGACGAAGAUUAGUGGGCGAGUACCUGGGCGUGGGCGAAUGCGACGGUCGACAGUUGAUUCGACAGCUGAAUCUCUUUUUCACCGAGGACGAGGUGCGCGACGCGAUGGAGGCGUUACCGAAACGCGGCGAACCGGUGCCGCGCAAGAUGACGGACGGGCGCGCCGACGCGACGCGUCGUCAAGGCGACGACGACGCCGACUCGAGCGAGGACGAGUUCGAUAUCGACUCCCUUGGCUUCGAUCCCAUGGCGUACAUCCCGCCCGGUCGAGCACCGCCCGGAUUCGAGUAG